Messenger RNA from Strigops habroptila (Kakapo), 4296 nucleotides. It is a transcript of the gene SUSD1, whose product is annotated as sushi domain containing 1. The record is from RefSeq and is a predicted model, not a curated record. Gene Ontology annotation, molecular function: protein binding; calcium ion binding. NCBI's taxonomy places the organism in Eukaryota, Metazoa, Chordata, Aves, Psittaciformes, Psittacidae. The coding region runs from base 222 to 2426 and encodes 734 amino acids. The transcript is spliced from 16 exons.
CGGCAGCAGCCCCGCGGCGGCGGCGGGGAGGCCUCAUGCGCCGGCAGGCGAGAGGGCUGGGCUGGAACCGGGAGGUGGCUUUGGUGCCGGGGUGGAAAAUGGCGUGUUUGUGAGGAGAAGUGAGUCGCCAAGUUUGAUACGGAGCAGCGGGGGGGGGGGGAUGUGAGGGGGGAAACCCCGUGUUUUAUCUCCUGGAGCAGCAAUCUGAGGAGGACACUCCCAUGGCUUAUCAGAGGAUUGAGGCAUCGUGGGAAGCAGUUGUGAAGAGAUCAGUUCCAGAUGUCUGUGCAACUUGCCACAUUCACGCUACAUGUCAUCAAAUUGAAGGAAAAAGCGUCUGCAUCUGUAACUAUGGAUUCGUCGGCAAUGGAAGAACCCAUUGUCAAGUGCUGACAGAUAAAGAUGAAUGCCAGAUUGGAGCCAGCAAGAUCUGUGGAAAUCAUACACUGUGUCAUAAUACACACGGAAGUUUUUACUGUGUUUGCCUUGAUGGAUAUCGAGCCUCCAACAACAACAAGACAUUUAUUCCUAAUGAUGGCACAAACUGUACAGAUAUAGAUGAAUGCGAGGAGUCUGGGCUAUGUGGUCACAAUGCAAGAUGCGUGAAUACUGAAGGAAGCUACGAGUGUUUCUGCAAUGAUGGUUAUAAAUUAGAAAAUGGAGAGCGUUCUUUUUAUCCAGAUGGGAACACAGUUUCAUGCAAAGAAACUGGAUGUGGUUCCCCUCCUGAAAUGAAGCAUGGCUACAUUGUGGGGAACUACAGCUUGCUACCAGGAAGUGCGGUUCAUUAUGAAUGUAAAGAAGGGUUUUACAGCAACGAGGGGAAGUUGUCAUAUUGCACUGCAAAUGAAACUUGGGAACCUGCCACUUUAAGCUGUAAAGGUGUGGACUGUGGGGUUCCACCCUCUGUUUUAAAUGCACAUCCAGCAUCUCUAAGUGGGACUACAUAUGGAAGUGAAGUUACUUACAAUUGUGUUCAUGGUUACUUCAUGGCAAGUGGCAAUCAGACUGCCGUCUGCAAUGCCAAAGGACAAUGGGAUGGUACUGAUCUGGUGUGCAAAGAAAUAGACUGUGGCAAACCUUCACUGAUUCCACACACAGAAAUGACCUGGGACAACUCUACCACCCUAAGGAGCAGAGUGUACUAUCAGUGUAAAGAAGGAUAUUAUUUUAAUGGAGGCAGGAAUUUUUCAGAAUGCACAAUAGAUCAGUCGUGGGAGAAUAUUACAUUCGUAUGCAAAGAGGAGGAAUUAUUCAGUAAUUUGUCAGUAUUCAAUGAAACAUGUGUGAAGUGGGAAAGGAAAACUGGAAGACUGGGAGUGCAGAAAGCGUACACGUUUCACAUACUGGGCCAGAGAUGGGAUGAGAAGACGUUCUCAGAAGACGUGAUAUUUAACAUCACUACAAGUGAAGAUAAUCCAAAGGUGUGUUUAGAUCUCCACUCUGGCAGUAACUACGUGGUGAAUAUUACUACAAUAUCUUCCACAAACAUCCCUGUCUCGGUUACAGUAGCAGUUCAAAGAAAGGUAAAGGAAGCUUUCAAUAAUGUACUAAUUUUUAAUGAUACCUGCUUGAAAUGGCGGAGAAAUUUCAGGGGAACUGAAGACACAUACUCAUUUCAUGUGCAAGGCCAGCGUUGGUAUCAGAAAGAGUUCUUUCAUGAAAUGAUCUUCGACCUUACUACACACAAGCAGGCUCCAGAAGUUUGUUUUGAUUUGCAGCCAGGCACCAAUUACUCUGUUAAUAUUUCCAUGGCAGCUUUGAAUUUUUCAUUGCUUGUUUCCAUGACAACACAAAUCACAGAUCCUCCUUUCCCAGAUGUAGAAUUUGUUGCAGUAACAGGUUCUGCACCGUUGCUCAGACUUCGGAAAGCAGAAGAUCAAAAUGGACCCAUCAGUUUUUAUCAAGUCAUUGUGCUUCCUCUGGGUUUGCAGAGCACCUUUAUUUGUGACUCCUUUGCUGCUGCAACUUUCUUUAGUAACACCACUGAUGUUAAAGGAUAUGUGGCAGCUGAAUUUCGGGCAAAGGAUGUUGCUGAUAACAUGCCAAUUUCUCUUGGAGACAGACAUUACUACGGGAAGUUCUAUAAUGCUCCUCUAAAGCUGGGAGAAGAGUAUUGUGUGUUUUUGAGAGUAAUAAGUGAAUGGAAUAAGGUGAGAACACAGUCCUGUGCUGUUUGGGCACAAAUUAAAAAUUUAUCACCGACUCCGCAAUACAUGACUGCUGUUGGAUUAGGGUCAGUUGGUGCUGUCUGCCUUAUACUGUUUCUGUCAUUCUCAGCGGCUCGCUCUUAUGUCCACAACACAGUGCGCUCCCCACCUGCUGCUUUAGCCUGCGAGGCUGUAUAUUUGUCUGCCACAAUGGACAUGACACAAACGGGGUUUACAUCGUCGUUCCUAGAGACUGAAAAUGUCUCUCUUCUCUAAUGUGUUAGCCCCUGAAGUCAGCAUAGAGAAAAUGCACUCUUCUUGUUAAAGUCAGCAUCUGUUGAGUAUGGACAUAUCUGCACAGCAUAUAGAUACUAUAGCAUGGGCAGUUGAAAUGUUUGUUACUGGAAAUGAGAUAUUUAUUGUCUCCCUUUGUUUCCAGCUGGUGUGGUAUGUAAAGGAGAAUCUUCCCUCACAAACAGGUUUGUGUGAAGGACAUUAUUGUGCAUCCCGUGUGUUGGCCAAAGGUUUUCAGCCAUUCCAGCCACAUGAGUACCUGAUAAUGAGUGUCUGUAUUGUACUUUAUUACAUGAAUAAUCCCCCAAUCCAGUUGAGACUGUUGUGAGGAUCAACUGCUACUUCAGAUACCUUAGGACACAUAAACUGGCCCAUUAUGAGAAAAAGUACAGAUCAACACUUAGAUAAAGUGCUUAUUGUAUUUCCAACUAUAAGGUAGAAGAUCUUCAUCAGUCACUUGUGGGUAAUGGUACUUCAAUAACAAAUACAGAGUUGUUACCCAUAAAAUUGUCACAUUUAAAUAGUGUCAGCAACAGAUGUGUUCCAGAGGCAUUGCAAUCAUUGCUCAUAGCAAUUUGCAAUAAUUGCAAAUAAGAUACCAAUCUAUAAAACUGCAGUUUGCCAAAAAGUUGAGUAGUCUUAAUGGCAUGUGAAACUAAUUUAAAUAAGGAGCUACCUGUGUUAAAUGCAGUUUUGUUAAUUUCUGUUCUAUAAUUACUUCUGAGUAAAGCCAUUAAAUCAUUGUCUGGUUAAUGAGGUGGUGUGUAACAUCUGGUUAGAGUCACUUAAUAAAGUAUAAUUGUACAAUUUCCUAUGGCAUAUUCCCAGUUAAUAUUUUUUCCUUCGGUAAGAAAGAAUCAGAUCCCUUUGAUUAUUUCCACUCCUGAUCAGAAGUUGCUUUGAGAUAUAUUAGCAAAAUCGUUCUGUUAACUGGUGAAAUAAAGAAGCAAGAGUUUUGGUUUUUACUUAGUUUUGUCUUUUUUUUUCCAAGUUAUGUUUUGUGGUUUACCUCUUUGAAUAUAUGAUACCCAUUUUUGGAAUUCUGAGUGUUCCUGAUUCCUGCUGGCUUUAUAAUUUUAGAUUGGUUGUGUAAUUUGAUGUGUUGAAAGGGUAUUUUAAAGUGUAACAGCAGACUUCAUAGUUGAUAGCAGCGGGGAAUUACAAUCGAAGUUACAUUAGAGAGUUUUUAACUGCUGCAGCUAUCUGGGGGUUCUUCUUCAGAUCUGGCAGAUAGGAUUUCUCUUAUCCAGCAUUUCUACUGCUUACUAAAUCUUCUCUUCAAGUUCAGAAGUUUUCUGUAGUUAGUAACUGAGUAAGAAGUCGUUUGUAUAUGUUAGUGAUUAAGGGUUGGUAACAUUUUCCUUUGCUGAUUGAGAAAGAACAGCUUAACUGUUCAUACUGGGCUACUGUUACUUAUUUUUUUUUGUUUCUCCUGUUUAAUUCAUUCUCACACAUUCUGCUUAUAAUUCCCUUUCUCAGUGGAAUAGGUUGCCAAGGUUUGGCGUAGCGGUACAAACUGCACCACUUCAUUCUGGUUUGUUCUCCUGCUGGUCCUGAGAGAGAGUUCAUGAACAGCUGUUCCUGAAUAAGGGAGAGCUGGAGAGGAAGGAAAUGAUUUAAAUAGACAGACAUGACAUCCUCUGUUAAAGAAAACUUCUUUCACCUUUUACUAAGACCAGCAGUGUUCCAGUACAUUAUGCAGUACCAGGAGCAUAGUCCAUCUUGUCAGAAGGUGUAGUUGGAAAGUUAGAGGUCUUCAUGUAACCUUCAACAAGUGAUUUCUUUCCUGUGUGACUCUUUUUUACCUACCUUGUAUUUCAUAAUGUAAAGUUUUCAGAGCAAAGUUUCUUCU